AUGAAUUCUGAUUUAAAUCAGAAGAGAGUGUCAGGACUCAAUCUGAAGAGAGUGACAGAACUCAAUCGGAAGAGAGUGUCAGGUCUCAAUGAGAAGAGAAUGUCAGAACUCAAUCAGAAGAAGAAUGUCAGGAUUCAAUCAGAAGAGUGUCAGAACUCAUCAAUCAGAGGAAGAGUGUCAGGAUUCAAUCAAAAGAGAGUGUCAAAACUCAAUCAGAAGAAGAGUGUCAGAACUCAAUCCGAAGAAGAGUGUCAGGAUGCAACCAGAAGAGAGUGUCAGAACUCAAUCAGAAGAGAGUGUCAGCCUGUCAGGACCCAACCAGAAGAGAAUAAGUGUCAAGACUCAAUCAGAAGAGAGUGUCAGGAUUCACUUAAAAGAGAGUGUCAGAACUCAAUCAGAAGAAGAGUGUCAGGACUCAACCAGAAGAGAGUGUCAAAAUUCAAUCAGAAGAGAGUAUCAGAACUCAAUCAGAAGGGAGUGUCAGAACUCAAUCAGAAGAGAGUGUCAGCCUGUCAGGACUCGAUCAGAAGAGAAUGUCAGGACUCAACCUGA
This is a messenger RNA of Ostrea edulis (European flat oyster), 552 nucleotides long. Its product is annotated as axoneme-associated protein mst101(2)-like. Bases 1 to 552 code for a protein of 183 amino acids. The record is from RefSeq and is a predicted model, not a curated record. The transcript is spliced from 3 exons. NCBI's taxonomy places the organism in Eukaryota, Metazoa, Mollusca, Bivalvia, Ostreida, Ostreidae.